Molecule: messenger RNA, 2090 nt
Organism: Pseudophryne corroboree (corroboree frog)
Lineage: Eukaryota; Metazoa; Chordata; Amphibia; Anura; Myobatrachidae
Gene: RPE65
Product: retinoid isomerohydrolase RPE65
Biological process (GO): retinal metabolic process; zeaxanthin biosynthetic process
Molecular function (GO): all-trans-retinyl-ester hydrolase, 11-cis retinol forming activity; retinol isomerase activity; beta-carotene 15,15'-dioxygenase activity
Source: RefSeq, a predicted model, not a curated record
UAAGACGAUUAUUUCCAUGUAACAAAUUAAAGUCUCUAUAAAUAACAGGAGGUUCCGGCCCGGCGAUCUCACCCUGGGAGCUUCUGGUUGUGUACAGGACGCAGCAUGGCUAGUCACGUGGAGCAUCCGGCUGGCGGCUACAAGAAGUUGUUUGAGACGGUGGAGGAGCUGGCGACCCCAAUGAGCGUCCACGUCACAGGACGAUUACCCCCGUGGCUGUCCGGCAGCCUGCUACGAUGCGGCCCUGGUCUGUUCGAGGUUGGCUCGGAGCAGUUCUACCACUUAUUUGAUGGACAAGCUCUUCUCCACAAGUUUGAGAUCAGAGAAGGGAACGUCACAUAUCAUCGGAGGUUUGUGAAGACCGACGCCUACGUCAGAGCGAUGACUGAGAAGAGAAUCGUAAUCACAGAGUUCGGCACCUUCGCUUUUCCCGAUCCCUGCAAGAAUAUAUUUUCCAGGUUCUUCUCCUACUUCAAAGGCAUAGAGGUGACUGACAACGCCCUGGUGAACAUUUACCCGGUGGGUGAAGACUUCUACGCCUGCACAGAAACCAAUUACAUAACCAAGGUCGACCCAAAGACUCUAGAAACCAUCAAAAAGGUGGAUCUUUGUAAAUACAUCUCUAUCAACGGCGUCACGGCACACCCGCAUAUUGAAAAUGACGGCACGGUCUACAAUAUCGGAAACUGCUUCGGAAAGAAUUUCGCCAUUGCUUACAACGUCAUCAAAAUCCCCCCUCUACAGGAAGACAAGGAAGAUCCAAUAACAAAGGCAAAGGUUGUUGUCCAGUUCCCGUGUAGUGACCGGUUUACCCCAUCCUACGUGCACAGCUUCGGGAUGUCUCCAAAUUAUUUAGUUUUCGUAGAACAACCUGUGAAGAUUAAUCUGUUCAAGUUCCUUUCGUCCUGGAGUAUCUGGGGAGCCAAUUACAUGGAUUGCUUCGAGUCUCAUGAAACAAUGGGGGUGUGGAUGCACGUCGCCGAGAAACACACAGGAGAAUAUCUCAAUAUAAAGUACAGGACAUCGGCCUUCAACAUCUUCCACCACAUCAACACCUAUGAAGACGAUGGAUAUGUGAUUGUGGACCUGUGCUGCUGGAAGGGUUUUGAAUUCAUCUACAAUUAUUUGUAUCUGGCCAAUCUGCGCGCGAACUGGGAGGAAGUUAAAAGAAACGCAGACAAAGCGCCUCAGCCUGAAGUGCGCCGAUACGUCCUGCCGCUCGAUAUCCAGAAGAACGACGUAGGGAAGAACCUGGUGUCUCUGCCUUACACUACAGCCACAGCCACGCUGCGCAGCGACGACACCAUCUGGCUGGAGCCGGAGGUCCUCUUCUCAGGUCCUAGACAAGCCUUUGAAUUUCCACAAAUCAACUACAAAAUGUAUGGUGGCAAAGACUACUCCUACGCGUAUGGACUGGGACUGAAUAAUUUUGUUCCAGACAGACUUUCCAAACUGAACGUCAAGACCAAAGAGACCUGGGUAUGGCAAGAGCCCAACACCUACCCCUCCGAGCCCAUAUUUGUCUCCUCCCCAGACGCCAUAGAAGAAGAUGACGGUGUGAUACUCAGCGUGGCCAUCAGCCCGGCUGUGGGGCACAAGCCGUCUUUCCUCCUCAUCUUGGACGCCAAGGACAUGAGCGAAAUCGCCAGAGCGGAGGUUGACACCAACAUUCCCCACCUUCCAUGGAAUGUUCAAAAAUGCCUAAAUAGCGUCUUCCACUGCGAGAUGAUGCGACGUAUAAAACAGCGGUGCUCCUGCGCAGCGCAUCGUUACAUCACAGGGACUGGGUACAGCUCCGAUUGGAGGGGAGCAUUGGGUCACGGUGGCUCUCGCAUACUUUCUGUGGCCGUGAGUCCGUAGACACGCGCAGAUCAUACACGGGGAGAGAAGAUCGUGACAAACGCCUUCUGUAUACGAAAGCUGCACAUUUUCUGUCCAAUGUAGAAUCUAUAUAAUAUAUAUAUAUAUAUAUAUAUAUAUAUAUAUAUAUAUAUAUAUAUAUAUAGUGUGUGUAUAUGUCCACUGAUUGUAGCCAGGAAAUGAGGUUUUAUAGCUUUGUUGUGGCUUGGUAAUAAAUCUGUUUUACAUUA